AUGUGGCUCCCUCCGUGUUUCCCCAAACAUGAACGCCCCAGUUGUUGCCCCCAUCUCUCACCCCAUCCCCGCCUCACUUGCUCUCACAACCCUGACUCCCUCCGUGCUUCGCCUCUAGUCACGAACGCCCCAGUUGCUGACCCCUGUGGUGGAGCGUGCAAGGGCAACCGGGAGUGCGUGCAAGGGGCGUGCACGUGCAAGGAGGGGUAUACUGAGAUGGAUGGCGCGUGCACUGGUGAGCUCAAGAAGAAAGGGCUUGAGGUGGCUCACGGUUGCUCAGCAGUGCUUCAACGUCCAAUGCCUCACUCUCACCUCACUCUCUCCUCACUCUUCACUCUCACCUCACUCUCUCCUCACUCUCUCCUCACUCUCACCUCACUCUCUCCUAACUCUCACUCUGUCACCUCACUCUCACCCUCACCUGUCUCAGUGCACAGCUCAAACGUCCCAGUUGCUGACCCCUAUGGUGGAACGUGCGGGGAAACUCGGGAGUGCGUGCAAGGGGUGUUCGAGUGCAAGGCGGGGUACACUGAGAUCGAUGGCGCGUGCACUGGCAUGAAUGCCCCAGUUGCUGACCCCUGUGAUGGAAUAGUGUGCGAGGGCGACCGGGAGUACGUGCCAACGAACGGGCAAGGGGUGUGCGAGUGCAUGGCAGGGUACACUGAGAUUGAUGGCGUGUGCACUGACGUACCUCCCAACGUGCCUCUCGCCCCUCUCAUCCCACCCACCCGCCCUGUGACAGCCGUGUGCAGCCCGGCAUGCUCCCUCUACGCCUCCUGCCAAGUGGCCAAUGGCACGGCGGUGUGCGAGUGCGAUGCCGGCUACACCAUGCUGGACAACGGCGAGUGCACGCGUGAGUGCCUGGGGGUGAAGUGGCCAGGGGUGAAGCAAUAUCCCCUUCUUACUUCGUGUCUCUCAUCACAUUCAGCCUCUUCCCCUCCCUCAUGUCCUCUGCCGGUUCCUCAAAACCCUGAUCCGCUUGUCCCCCUUGUAGCCGUGUGCAAUCCUGCAUGCAAAGCCAAGGCUGGGUGUGUGGUGGUGGGAGGCGACUCUGUGUGCCGCUGCAAGCAGGGAUACGUGUUGAAGAAGAAGAGAUGCAUGCGCCGAGGAGGGCUGGCUAGACGAUGGGGUGGUUGA
Molecule: messenger RNA, 1137 nt
Organism: Closterium sp. NIES-65
Lineage: Eukaryota; Viridiplantae; Streptophyta; Zygnematophyceae; Desmidiales; Closteriaceae
Source: the annotation of a GenBank genome assembly